Messenger RNA from Paramecium primaurelia, 1036 nucleotides. NCBI's taxonomy places the organism in Eukaryota, Ciliophora, Oligohymenophorea, Peniculida, Parameciidae. The record is from the annotation of a GenBank genome assembly.
AUGUAUAGAAUACCACUUGAUGAUUAUAAUUCAAACUUAGAUGCAAAAUUGAAUACUUGUUAAAGUACUAGAAAUUGUAAUUAACCAAAAAUCAAUUUUUCUGUUGAUAGAACAUCAAGAGCAAUGUAUAGUAUGAUUUAUGAAUUAUAGUUCUGGAAGAAGUAGUAAUGUCAAACAUUAAUUGGAUGUUUUAAUGGGAGUCGAACUUGAAAGAUUGAAUUUAGAGAAUGAUAGAUUAAGAUAUCAACAAAAAGAGGAGAAGGAAAGUGAUUAGGAAAAUAAAAAUAAAAAUUAUGAAAUUUAGUUAAAAGAUUAAUCUGAACAAUUAAAAAAGAAAGAACUUCAAUGUUAACAUUUAGAAAACAAAUUAACUGAUGCAAAUAAAAUGAUAGUUCAAAAGGAGGUGUUGAUACAAAAUUAAUAUUAAUAAAUAAAUUAGCAAUUAUAAGUAAUUUAAUAGUUAUAAUACACAAUAAAAUAAUUGGAAUGUAAAUUAGGAUUUCUAGUUUGUGAGAAUGAAAAUUUAAAUAAUAAAAUAAAUGAUGAAUAAUUGAAUUAAUAAUAAAUAAUAAAGUAACAAAAAGAUUAUGAAGAAUUAUUUAAAGUUUAUAAUUCUUUACUGGAAAAUUAUAAUUUAUAGAAUGAAAAAUUAAAGAGAAUUGAUAGUUAAUAUAAAGAAUUAGAAUAGAAUUAUUAAUAAAUUAUGGAAAAGAAAUAGUAAUAAGAGACAGAAAUAAAAAGUAAAAUGAUAUAAUAUGUUGAUUGUAAAUAGAAAUUGACUAUUUUAACAACUGAAUUGGAUCGUAUGAAUGAAGUUAUCAAAUAAUAAUAAUAAGAAUUUGAUUAAAAAUAAAUAAAAUUCUAAAAUAAAUAAUAGAUAUUAUUAAUUAGAAUAAUUUUACAUUGUGCUGAAAUUGAUCGAUUGAUAGAAGUAUAAAGUAAAUUAAUGAAUGAAAAUAAAUGGUAUCGUAAUUAAAUUGAUCUAUAUACUAUGAUUAUGGGAGAGAAUAAUAAAAUUAUUAAAUCAGAUAUUUGA